Molecule: messenger RNA, 2045 nt
Organism: Pelodiscus sinensis (Chinese soft-shelled turtle)
Lineage: Eukaryota; Metazoa; Chordata; Testudines; Trionychidae
Source: RefSeq, a predicted model, not a curated record
CGGGGGACGGCGAGCCCCUCUUCGGCAUCGGCAUCGAGAACUUCCUCACCCUCAUCGUCUUCGGCGUGAUCUUCGCCCUGGGGGUGCUGGGCAACUCGCUGGUGAUCACGGUGCUGGCCAGGAGCAAGCCGGGCAAGCCCCGCAGCACCACCAACAUCUUCAUCCUCAACCUGAGCAUCGCCGACCUGGCCUACCUGCUCUUCUGCAUCCCCUUCCAGUCCACGGUCUACGUGCUGCCCACCUGGGUGCUGGGCGCCUUCAUCUGCAAGUUCAUCCACUACUUCUUCACCGUCUCCAUGCUGGUCAGCAUCUUCACCCUCUCCGCCAUGUCGGUGGACCGCUACGUGGCCAUCGUGCACUCCCGCCGCGCCUCCAGGCUGCGGGUCUCCCGCAACGCGCUGCUGGGCGUGGGGCUCAUCUGGGCGCUCUCCAUCGCCAUGGCCUCGCCCGUGGCUCACCACCAGCGCCUCUUCCACCGGGACGCCAGCAAUCAGACCUUCUGCUGGGAGCAGUGGCCCAACCCCCGGCACAAGAAGGUCUACGUGGUCUGCACCUUCGUCUUCGGCUACCUGCUGCCGCUGCUGCUCAUCUCCUUCUGCUACGCCAAGGUCCUUAAUCAUCUGCAUAAAAAGUUGAGAAACAUGUCAAAGAAGUCAGAAGCAUCCAAGAAAAAGACAGCCCAGACUGUGCUGGUAGUGGUGGUGGUUUUUGGCAUAUCUUGGCUGCCACAUCAUGUGAUCCACCUUUGGGCUGAAUUUGGAGUUUUCCCACUGACUCAAGCCUCAUUUCUCUUCAGAAUAACAGCACACUGCUUGGCUUACAGUAAUUCUUCUGUAAAUCCUAUUAUAUAUGCAUUCCUCUCAGAAAAUUUCAGGAAGGCCUACAAACAAGUCUUCAAAUGCCAGAUAGGCAAUGAAUCGCCUCUGAAUGAUGUUAAAGAAAGUAAAAGUAGGAUAGAUACAGCACCAUCUACCAAUUGUACUCAUGUGUGAACAACAAUUUUAAAAAAAUCCUGUUAUGUUGGGUUUUCAUAUGUGUGGACUAGAGUUCUAGAAAAAGCACAAUUCACUCCUAAGAAGAGCUGCAGCAGAUUCAGCUUUAGCUUGAUAAUUGGAAGAAUUAAAGAAUUCAGUUUCCUUACAUUUACUAGAUAAUGGGGACGAUUUUUACUAUUAGAGAUCUUUGUAUAGCUCAGUUCAAAUGAAACUCUGUUCUUUAAAGAUGUCCCAGAAAAAAUGGGCAAUGCUAUGUCACUACUAGCCCUCUUAUUCAUUUACUGGGAAAACAAAUAACUUACUAUUUAUAAAUACUGAUGUGCAGCAUAUUCAAGCUGCACCUACAACACAAAUGUGUUAACGGAAUGGAACUGUAUAAUUCCUAAUCCUGUUCUAUAAACUUCAUAUUUUAUUCUAUAAAUGAGGAUAAGGGUAGGGAAAAAAGAGUUCUCACUUCAAAGAAAGUACUUUGAUUUCAAGAGACGUGGUUAGGUUUUAAGACACUUAAAACUUCAGUCAUCUCUUUAAUGUUGGCUCUGACAAUGUUUUGUGUUUGUUUUUAAGCCUGUGAUGUUGAGCAGAAAAAAAAUUUCAUGUGCUGAAGUAAUUACUUGGAGAAGAAAUACUAAACUAACGAUGUAAAUGUCGAAUUUACACCAGGUUAAUGAGGCACUAAGUUUGUAUUUUGUAUGCCUUGUCUGGCUGCUUAUCCAAAAUCACGGUUAUACCUUUUUAAAAUUUUGCUUAAAGCACUCACGUAAUUGUGGCAUAAUAUAGGUUGAUGUAAUCAAAGUGGGAAGAAUCUGUUUCAGGUCUCUGUAUUUAUGUAUGUGUGAAUAUAUGUAAUUUCUAGUUAUCAAUAUGUAUCUAAAUAUAUUAGCUUAAACAUUAAGCUAUGUGCAUGUUCACACACUGCUAUUCCUUGAAAGAAGCUUUAAAUGGGGUUUGAAUUUGUUGAUAGCAUUCCAGCAGUUCUGUUAGGCUAUGGCUACACUGUAGCCUUCAUGCAGAAAAGCUUAUGCAAAUGAAACUUGGAUUACUGUGCUUCAU